AGCGGAAUUAGGAAACGCAGUAAGAUCAUAUGACCCGUUGUGAUCACUGCCUGCUUUGCCAGCAACCACGAACAACAUGGCGUGUUUACAGACUUUCCCAGGCGUGUUUGCGGCGUUGUGUUUGUUGUUUCUGUGUUUCCUGCAGCCUGUAGAGGCUUAUGACGGCGGGGACGCAGUGGCUCUGCUCUUGGGGAUGGCCGUCACUGUGGUCGGCUUCUGUGCGUGUCUCGGCUGGUACUCACGGAGACGCAGCGGACAGUUUUGAUACGACCUGUAGGCCUGAGAUCUCCGGAAAUGUCGCCUCCUGAACCCCAAAAAGCCGCGCUAGCUGGUCGCAACUUCCUGAAACUGACUCUUGAUACCACGGUGGAAAAAGAAGGCUAUAAAAGAGGGAAGUCGUGUUACAGCUGUUGAUGUUUAAAGUCAAGAUGCGUUUCCGGUGGACACACCGGGAUUCAAGCACAUCUGUACAACAUCUGGACGUUCCUGUCAUGUCCUGACUCUACACUCUCUUCUUUUCUUCUUCUUCCUCCUGCUAUUAUUACAUAUAACUCACAUGCAAAAAUGUGCCCUGAUGUCACUCAGGUUUUUAAGCACUGGAAGUCGUGUUGCCUUUGCUGUUUUUCACUUAAAACGUGUGGUCUUAAUAUAGUCAGCUAUACUUGAAAGAUUAUUGCUUCUUCCAUAUGCUUAUUUUAUGUAAUAAACUCUAUGAAUGCUGCA
Messenger RNA from Tachysurus vachellii, 723 nucleotides. Its product is annotated as small integral membrane protein 30-like. NCBI's taxonomy places the organism in Eukaryota, Metazoa, Chordata, Actinopteri, Siluriformes, Bagridae. The transcript has a single exon. The coding region runs from base 77 to 265 and encodes 62 amino acids. The record is from RefSeq and is a predicted model, not a curated record.